AUGUGGGGCUUUGGGGGAGGCAGGAUCUUCGGGAUCUUCUCCGCUCCCGUCCUGGUGGCCGUGGUGUGCUGCGCCCAGAGUGUGAACGAUCCCGGCAACAUGUCCUUCGUGAAAGAAACUGUGGAUAAACUGCUGAAGGGCUACGACAUCCGCCUCCGCCCGGAUUUCGGAGGUCCGCCCGUCUGCGUGGGGAUGAACAUCGACAUCGCCAGCAUCGACAUGGUCUCCGAGGUCAACAUGGAUUACACUUUGACUAUGUAUUUUCAGCAGUACUGGAGAGACAAGAGACUGGCAUAUGCUGGCAUACCUCUCAACCUCACACUUGAUAAUCGAGUGGCAGAUCAACUCUGGGUGCCUGACACUUACUUCUUAAAUGACAAGAAAUCAUUUGUGCAUGGUGUUACUGUGAAGAAUCGAAUGAUUCGCCUUCAUCCAGAUGGAACGGUGCUUUAUGGCCUCAGAAUCACAACCACUGCAGCUUGUAUGAUGGACUUGAGAAGAUACCCACUAGAUGAACAGAACUGUACUCUGGAAAUAGAAAGCUAUGGCUACACGACUGACGACAUAGAAUUCUACUGGAGAGGAGGAGAUAAUGCAGUCACUGGUGUGGAAAGGAUUGAGCUUCCUCAGUUCUCCAUUGUGGAAUACAGACUAGUGUCGAAGAAUGUUGUCUUUGCCACAGGUGCCUAUCCAAGACUCUCACUGAGCUUCAGGUUGAAGAGAAAUAUUGGAUACUUUAUUCUUCAAACCUACAUGCCCUCCAUACUGAUUACCAUUUUAUCAUGGGUGUCAUUCUGGAUCAAUUAUGAUGCAUCAGCAGCAAGAGUUGCCCUUGGAAUUACAACUGUGCUGACUAUGACAACAAUCAACACUCAUCUGCGAGAGACUUUGCCUAAAAUUCCCUAUGUUAAAGCCAUUGACAUGUAUCUUAUGGGCUGCUUUGUAUUUGUCUUCUUGGCCUUACUUGAAUACGCCUUUGUCAACUACAUUUUCUUUGGAAAAGGCCCUCAAAGGCAGAAGAAACUCGCGGAAAAAACAGCAAAGGCAAACAACGAUCGCUCAAAGUUUGAAGGCAGCCGGGUGGACACCCAUGGAAAUAUUCUGCUAACAUCGCUUGAAAUUCACAAUGAGGUGGCAAGCAACGAGGUCACAACCAGCGUCACGGAUGCCAGAAAUUCAACUAUAUCCUUUGACAACUCAGGAAUCCAGUACAGAAAACAAAGUUCACAUCGCGAAAGCUUUGGAAGGCAUUCGUCAGAAAGAACAGGCUCCCACGGCAAGAGGAGCCAUUUACGAAGAAGGUCUUCACAACUGAAAAUAAAAAUCCCUGAUCUAACAGAUGUGAAUGCCAUUGACAGAUGGUCAAGAAUGGUGUUUCCAUUCACAUUUUCUCUUUUCAACUUAAUUUACUGGCUUUACUAUGUUAACUGA
Cygnus atratus (black swan) is the source of this 1431-nucleotide messenger RNA. It is a transcript of the gene GABRB3, whose product is annotated as gamma-aminobutyric acid type A receptor subunit beta3. Bases 1 to 1431 code for a protein of 476 amino acids. Lineage: Eukaryota; Metazoa; Chordata; Aves; Anseriformes; Anatidae. Gene Ontology annotation, cellular component: neuron projection; GABA-A receptor complex; membrane. Gene Ontology annotation, biological process: nervous system process; chemical synaptic transmission; monoatomic ion transmembrane transport. The record is from RefSeq and is a predicted model, not a curated record. The transcript has 9 exons. Gene Ontology annotation, molecular function: GABA-A receptor activity; neurotransmitter receptor activity; extracellular ligand-gated monoatomic ion channel activity.